This is a messenger RNA of Neurospora crassa OR74A, 1563 nucleotides long. RefSeq names its product theta class glutathione S-transferase (gene gst-2). Lineage: Eukaryota; Fungi; Ascomycota; Sordariomycetes; Sordariales; Sordariaceae. The transcript has 3 exons. The record is from RefSeq and is a predicted model, not a curated record. The coding region runs from base 297 to 1169 and encodes 290 amino acids.
GAAGCUUCCAAAAGAACUGAAAGGAACACUGGACUUUUGGCUGAUGCCGUCAUUCCGGUUGUAUGAUGCGACUUACCACCCCACGUCUCUUCUGCGGUCGUACCCCGCACUAGCAAUGUAUUGGAGGACGCUGCAUCUCUUAGCAAUUGGCAGUUACUGCACUAACAGGGGCACUUUCCGAAAUUGCCGAAGCCGCGGUGUACAUCAAUCACCGAUACGGUAAUAUCGACGACCGCAGGUGCUGUAUUUCUAAGCAUACAGCGAGACAGCUCGGCCCCCUCUUCGAAAAAAGACAUAUGAACCCCACGGUGCUUCAUACACAAUCUAUCUUGAAAGCUUCACUUCUCGAAACUCAUCACAAACUACAGUCGUCAACCAAGCAUUUAACACACUCAACAUCAGACACAAUGGCGUCCCAGAACUCAGACAUCCACCUCUACACUGCCCAGACUCCCAAUGGCAUCAAGGUCUCCAUUCUCCUUGAGGAGCUUGGUGUGCCUUACAAGGUAACCGCAAUCGACAUCUCCAAAGAUGUCCAAAAAGAGCCAUGGUUCCUUGAGAUCAACCCCAACGGCCGCAUCCCGGCUCUGACCGACAAGCUCGAGGACGGCACGCCCAUCGCGCUGUUCGAGUCUGGCGCCAUCAUGCAGUACCUUGUCGAGCGCUACGAUAAAGACCACAAGGUCUCGUACCCGCAGGGCAGCAAGGAGUACUACCAGACCCAGAGCUGGCUCUUCUGGCAGAUGGGCGGUCUGGGCCCCAUGCAAGGGCAGGCCAACCACUUUACGCGGUACGCGCCCGAGAAGAUCGAGUAUGGAAUCAACAGAUACCAGAACGAGACGAGGAGAUUGUACAGGGUUAUGGAUGCGCAGUUGGCGAAGAACGAGUACUUGGUGGGAGAUAGGCCUACCAUUGCGGACUUCUCGUGCUGGGGGUGGGUUGCUGCUCAUGGCUGGUGCGGCAUCAAGAACUUCGAGGCUCAAUUCCCCCACCUCAACGCCUGGCUCAACAGACUCCUCGAGCGCCCCGGCCUCGAGAAGGGCAGGCAUGUGCCCAGCAAGCACACGGCGCUGGAGCUCAACAAGUUGAGCGAGGAGGAGCUGGAAGCCAAGGCGGUCUCUUCCAGGGCGUGGGUGCAGAAGGGCAUGGCUGAGGAUGCGAAGAAGUAAGGCAAACGGCGGGGAACGAGCUAUGAGCUAGAGCCAUGAGCACUGUUGUGCUUGUGAUGCAACGCUGUCAGGUAGCGAGGCAGAUAAUGAACAUCGAAACUGACGAGAAACUUGUGUAAAACAAGGUUCCGGUCCAAGGUUUAGAUCUGAUAUGACGAGUUCGAACAAGGAGGUACCGUAGUGGUAACAUGGCUCGUGGCACUCACGAGGCUCAGCCAGGCCUUCUCCAUACUUAACGGUUUAUAGUGGUAUGGACCAGCCUGAGAUGUGACCGUCGGGAUGGAAACCAAUGCGCGCUUGCCAACCCCUAUCUGGAUUAGCCAGUCAGUACCCAACUUCCGUUACAUAAAAUAGCCCGAAGCUCAAUGUUUAAUUGAAAUUCUGUCCCAAGGUG